Meriones unguiculatus (Mongolian gerbil) is the source of this 2420-nucleotide messenger RNA. It is a transcript of the gene Tmem92, whose product is annotated as transmembrane protein 92. The transcript has 5 exons. The coding region runs from base 68 to 571 and encodes 167 amino acids. NCBI's taxonomy places the organism in Eukaryota, Metazoa, Chordata, Mammalia, Rodentia, Muridae. The record is from RefSeq and is a predicted model, not a curated record. Gene Ontology annotation, cellular component: nucleoplasm.
GAGAAGUUGGAAAGGUCGUACCCCGUCACUCCUUUACAUUCAGAAGCUCAGUGGCCCGCUUGUCAGGAUGUCGGACGCCUGGGUCUCCGGCCUCCUCACGCUCGCCUUGUUCUUCAGCCUACAGCCCAGUCUCCAACGAGUAAGCGCCGAGGAGCUUCUAGUCAGAUGUCACUUUUUAAACUGCCCCAGAGGAUUCGUAUGCUGUGAGAGUAGGUGCUGCAUGGAGAAAAGCAUGUGGGACCUCGCCGAUGACCCUUUCAGGAUCUUGUUCAUUAUCUUCCUGGUCAUGGUGCCCCUCUUGUGCAUCUGUGGCCUGGUGAAGCGCUUCUGUCACAAGUGCAGAAAGCCGGAGCAGAACCACAGAAUGGAUCAGCAGAUGCCUCCAGAACCGUCCUCCCUAGACGCCAUCUGGGUCACCACUUUGGAUCCUCCCCCACCCUACAGCCAGGUUGUUCUGAAGUCAAUUCCCACAGAACCACCUCCACCCUACAGCCUCAGGCCUGAGGGCCUUGCUGACCAGAUGAGAGAGACAACCCAGCCUGUUGAGCUACCUCACCCACAAACCUCUUAGAUCAAGCCCCAGGACUUCCAAAGGCUCUGGACUGAUUCCACGCAUCCAAUCAUGUCUCUGAUCUUCUGAUUUAAUUUAUUAUUUUUAUACCCCUGUUCCUCCCCAACCGGCCUGUGAGAGCUGAGCUGGAUCCGUAGUCUUUGUCCUAAUCCCACACCAAAGGCUGUUGAGACUUUCAAGAAUUGGGGGUGCCUGCAGUGGGAUGCGGAGAGAUCCGUUGCUGGUGGAAUGCAGAUCCUGACUGGACAGCUUGCUCUGCCGCCCUGAGCUACUUGGCCUGUGCCUGGAGGAGGCUGAACUGUGGACUCUGAGCCACCUUCCUACAUACCUGGAUAGAGAAGACCCCCACUGUAUACCUCCAUAGCAACGCACAAAACACAUGUCCUUUCCUAAAGCUUCACCGGCUCUGUGUCUGUGGCCGGGAAGUGGUGAUGGAGACAGUUCCAAGGCUAAUAAAACACUUCCAGCUCCUGCCAAGUGGUCAUGGACUGUGUUGAUUGACCAUCUGCCUGGAAGGAUCUUGCAUCCAAAAAGUGGAUGAAUGCUUUGACCUUCGGUUCCUUGGGACCUGGGGACACUAAAGAAAUGAACUGGAGAGCUCUCCCAGUCCUGUCCUGGUCCUGUGAUCUGCUUUCCUUGGAGACUAGAACUUGGAGAAGCAGGUGUGGUUAGACACCUGUGGAGCCAGGCCCACAGACUGCUAGCUUCCAGACUCCUCUCCAGGAAUGCCCUGGAGGGAGAGGGGUGGAAGACCCCACCCUGCUCUUCCUGCUGAGCCUGGGCUCUACCUUAGCUCCACCCACAUUUAACCCCUAAAGGGAAGAAGAUACUAUCCUGUAGGCCCUACAGCAUAGCUUGGAGCUGGGACUCUCCCUCAGGGGGGGCAGCAGAAGACAGGUCCUGCUGCCUCGGCUUGGGUGGGUGGGGGAAGGGGUGGUGCUAGGUAUCUCCACUUCACCCUUGCUGCAGAGAAGAGAAGGCCAGCCUUUCUCUCCAGACCAAACCUCACUGCCUAGGUGUGCAGGCGGGGUGCUUCUGACCGGAUCCUCGAGACAGUGGUGCCUGGGGCCACCGCUGAAGAUUCCAGGACAGGCAUUCCAGCAGAAUUCAUGCCCUGGGGGAAAGCAGUAGUGCUGACAAGAUGGCGCUGGGGGUGACAGGGAAAGGAAUGCAGCUGUAAAAGGUUUCUGCCUUGAUGUGGCUGCUUCUCCUUAGGGCUGGGGCUUUCCCUGCAGGAGGUCACCUCAGCCUUCUUGUCACCUGUCACCAAUGAUGGUAUAGAACUUUUUAAUUCAGUGGUAUGGCCUGCAGGGUGUGUCUUUCCCGAAGCUCGAUGGCUGAAAAAUAUUAUAUUUUAAAUGUGCAUUGGUAUUUUGUGAGGGUGUCAGAUCCCCUGGAACUGGUGUUACAGAAGGCUUGUGAGUGUUGGGAAUUGAACCCGGGUCCUGGAAGCCCAGCCAAUGCUCUCAACUGCCGAGGCACCUCUCAAGCCCCCUGGAGAAUGAUUCUAUCCCCACAACUUUUGGUGAGAGUGGAAGAGAUAUCACCUUUUCAGAGGUGACCUUGCAUUAUCCACUCAUGCCACCCAUUUUAUAAGGCACUAUGCCUGUCCUGGGUAUCCAGGAUGAGACCAGGUGCCAUUCUACUUCUGAGGACAAGCUUGCAGAGAGUCCCACACUCUAAAGCUCAUGGGUGGGCUGUGACCCAUGGGAGCUUGCUCUGUAAGACAUGCACCCACACUGAACACCACCCGUCCUACAUCUUCUUGUCUUUUUACUGUUGCAAGAAAAAGCAAGUUGAAGGGCAGCGUUGAUUUGUAAAAUAAACUCAAUCUUUACAUUUUUGUAAA